Molecule: messenger RNA, 426 nt
Organism: Aspergillus brunneoviolaceus CBS 621.78
Lineage: Eukaryota; Fungi; Ascomycota; Eurotiomycetes; Eurotiales; Aspergillaceae
Exons: 2
Coding region: 84-305 (73 amino acids)
Source: RefSeq, a predicted model, not a curated record
CCUGAUCUUCUUAUCCCAUUCAGUCUCUCUCCGUAUGUUAUUUGUUUCAAACAACAACAACAACAAAAACAUUGCCAUGCCAUAUGAUCUAUCAAUGUAUCCUGGGACAAUCAUUCUGGCUGAAAUGGCCUGAGCACAACCCCCGUCCCCGCCUCGAACUACCUUGCUGGUACGCCGCGCAAUACGUACUCUGCAAGUAUUCGCCGGUGGUGAUGAUCUUGUUUCUGUUCCCUGUUGCGGUCUGCAGCAAUUAUGUGUCAAUGCCGGGGGUUAGAAUGUUCUCUUUCUCCCUUCUCUGCUCCUAGUUUGUCUUCAGGCAUUGGAGAACCCCGGAGUACGGGUACAUACGCUUGGAUGAUGUGGGCUUGAAGUUACUACCCCAAGAGCCUGAGGCAUCGCUAAAAUGUCAAUCACCAACCCGGACGU